Messenger RNA from Zootermopsis nevadensis, 1886 nucleotides. It is a transcript of the gene Eno, whose product is annotated as alpha-enolase. Gene Ontology annotation, cellular component: phosphopyruvate hydratase complex. The record is from RefSeq and is a predicted model, not a curated record. Gene Ontology annotation, molecular function: magnesium ion binding; phosphopyruvate hydratase activity. NCBI's taxonomy places the organism in Eukaryota, Metazoa, Arthropoda, Insecta, Blattodea, Termopsidae. Gene Ontology annotation, biological process: glycolytic process.
CUCGCGCGUGUUUUGUCCCGCUUCUUGUCGGCCAAUCAGCGUACCAAGUCAAAUGACCUACAGUACGCCCUUUCUUGAAGGUCAUACGAGUCGGCAAGCCGGGUGGUUGUUUCGUAGAUAAAUUUGGUGUUUGGUCACUCGUCAGUUUAGUUGUGUAUCAGCUGCAAACAUGCCUCUCCACAAGUGCUUGGCCCGUAGAAUUUUUGACUCUCGUGGAAACCCUACAGUAGAGGUUGAUCUAGUGACAGACCUUGGCUUAUUCAGAGCAGCAGUUCCAUCUGGUGCAAGUACAGGAGUUCAUGAGGCCCUAGAGAUGAGGGAUAAUGACAAAAAGAAUUAUGUUGGGAAAGAUGUUUCCAAGGCAAUUAAUAAUGUUAAUAAAAUCAUUGUUCCAGAACUUUUGAAACAGAAUUUUGAAGCCACUCAACAGACUGAGAUUGAUGAAUUUAUGCUAAAGCUUGAUGGUACACCAAACAAGUCAAAACUGGGUGCAAAUGCAAUUCUUGGGGUAUCUCUGGCAGUGUGUAAGGCAGGAGCAGCCAAGAAGGGUGUACCACUUUACAAGCACAUUGCUGAUUUGGCUGGAGUUAAAGAACUGGUUUUGCCAGUUCCUGCACUUAAUGUCAUCAAUGGUGGCUCUCAUGCUGGCAAUAAACUGGCUAUGCAGGAAUUCAUGAUUUUGCCAACUGGUGCUAGCACUUUCACUGAAGCCAUGAAAAUUGGUUCUGAAGUAUACCACCACUUGAAAAAAGUAAUCAAGGACAAGUUUGGCUUGGAUGCUACAGCAGUCGGUGAUGAAGGUGGUUUUGCUCCAAACAUCCAGAAUAACAAGGAGGGUCUUCAGCUAAUAAAAGAUGCCAUUGACCAAGCAGGUUAUACUGGCAAGGUAGAAAUUGGUAUGGAUGUUGCAGCAUCUGAGUUUUUCAGAGAAGGGAAGUAUGACUUGGAUUUCAAGAACCCCAACUCGGACAAGAGCAAGUGGAUUGAUGCACAAGAACUGACAAAUCUUUACCUGGAUUUCAUUAAGGAUUUUCCUGUUGUGUCGAUUGAAGACCCAUUUGAUCAGGACCAUUGGGAUGCAUGGACAAACAUUACUGCUAAUACCAGUAUUCAGAUUGUCGGUGAUGACUUGACAGUAACAAAUCCUUCAAGAAUCCAAACAGCUAUUGACAAGAAGGCUUGCAACUGCCUUUUGUUGAAAGUGAACCAGAUUGGAUCUGUGACAGAAUCAAUCAAGGCUCACAAUUUAGCAAAAUCCAAUGGUUGGGGUACCAUGGUGUCUCAUCGCUCUGGUGAAACAGAAGAUACCUUUAUUGCAGACUUGGUUGUUGGACUAUCUACUGGACAGAUCAAAACUGGUGCUCCAUGCCGGUCUGAGAGACUGGCGAAGUACAACCAAAUCUUGCGCAUUGAAGAGGAACUUGGUGCCAGUGCCAAGUAUGCUGGCAAGAAUUUCCGCAGACCUGUAUAAAUAUACAUUGAUGAGAAGAACAUCUGGUAGCCCUUGGUCGAUUUAUGCAAAUGUACUCUUCAACAGUACAUACUGCAAGAACAUGCAUUAGAAUUACUGGCCAUAUAUAGUUUUGCAGACAUUGUUCUAGAGAGUGGGCACUUGUAUGUUCCAAUUAUUUAAUGUUUGUAACAAAGGAAAAGAAUUUCAGAUGUAUGUAACAAUAAAAAGGUGUCUUAGUCUUAUGUAGUUCUGGAGAACAGCUGUAUGAUUGUGUUGAGUUUUGUUGGUAUCCUUUAGAAUUGGUUGACCAUUCAGGAGAAUGGACUUUUGUGUAUUUUGUUGAAAUGGAUCUGUAAAGAGUCCUGUGGUGUAGAAUUAUUUAAUUGUUAAAAAGAAAUAAAGGGACCCAAAUUGUUUCAAGCACCUACCAAUA